AAAAGAAAAGAACCGGCGCGUAAUUGCUCUGCAGAACGGCGGAACUCUGAAGCAGGAAACGUUCAAGCGAAGAGCGUGAAGAAGUUGGCUUUUGCUUUAAUACUUCCUUUCAGAACAAUUCAAAGAGAGUCCGGCGUGUCUUGAUUCUUGACUGUUGCUUCUGCUAUGGCGGCCAAGACUCGGACAAGUAGCUUCUCUCGAAACCUUUCGGCUGCAGCCCCAUCUCAAGGCCCCGGACUCAAGUGUGGGCCAAAUGGCACCGUCUUUCUAUCUUCCGGGAUACCUGACCUUGACAAGAUACUAGGUGGUGGGUUCCCUUUGGGAACCCUAGUUAUGGUGACGGAAGAUGCAGAAGCACCUCAUCACAUGCUUUUGUUGAGGAAUUUCAUGGCUCAGGGACUUGUUCAUAAUCAACCUCUUCUCUAUGCUAGUCCAGCCAAAGACCCAAGAGGGUUUUUGGGCACUUUGCCCAGUCCUGCUGCAUCCAAAGAUGAGAAAUCCCAUAAACACGAUCCAGAUCAGGAGAAAGGCUUGAGAAUUGCUUGGCAGUAUAAGAAGUACUUUGGUGAAAAUCAACUAAAUUUUGAUGGCCAAAGAGAUGGUAAACAUGAGUACUCUAAUGAAUUUGACUUGCGGAAGCCCCUAGAGAGACACUUCCUCAGUGUGCAGCGUGUAGAUUGUGUUAGCAUCCAAGAUUCUCCUAAUCUUUCGGCUCUUCAAGACCGUAGUGCAACAUUUUUAUCUCAGUUUCCACGAAAUGAUGGCAGCAUCUCAUGUGCUGGUCGAAUUGCUAUACAAUCAUUUUCUGCUCCUCAAUGUGCAUAUUCCAACAUGGAAUGGGAUAUGCUUUCAUUUAUUAGAUCUCUCAAAAGCAUGGUACGGUCUUCAAAUGCAGUUGCCUUAAUAACCUUUCCGCCGUCUCUUCUCUCACCGUCCUCCUGUAAAAGAUGGCAGCACAUGGCAGACACGUUGCUCUCUGUCAGAGCAAUCCCAGAUGAAGACAAGGAAUUGUCACAACUACUUACUGGUUACCAGGAUAUGGUUGGCUUUCUCAACGUGCACAAAGUAGCACGCAUCAACACACAGGUUCCUGUGAUUCUUGAGGCAACAACCUUUUCAAUCAAGUUACAAAAGCGUAGGUUUUUGGUUCUAGAAUGUCUGAAUCAGGCCCCUGUUGAUGGUUCAAGUGGAACUUCGUACGGCACAUCUGCUAGUUGCUCUGGUUCCUCCGGAACUGGGAACCUUGAUUUUUGACUGCAAACCUCAGGAAGCAUUCAACUAAUCACCAUAAGAACAAGAAACCGUCAGAAAUGAACAGAAUUCACCCUUACUGCAUAUUACUUAAGGUUUUCUGAUAGCCAGCUGACCGAGCAGUUGAGGACCAGCCACAACUCCAUACGUUGUCGAUCCUAUCUGCCAGAUUCUUUCUAAUGCUAGGUGGUCACGUACCCCUAGCAAACCUCUUGGUGAGCCAGAUAGGAGAUGGUUGCUGGCUAUAUAAAGUAGGAGAAUCUAAGAACAGAGUCAAAUUUACUCUAUUGAUCACCUAAGCAGGCUUGCUAUAAAUGAUUCUGGGGUCCCUUGUUUUCUCCUUUUGGGAUUGGCCCUUUUGCUUAGAAGAACUUUUGGUUGUGUACUACACAAGAGAAACUACGGUAAACAUUUUACAACAGUUUAUUUAGAAACAUAUUUGUUAUUUAAGGUUUGAGUAAUGUUUCAUGUUUCGUCCGGAUUUUACGUAA
Messenger RNA from Theobroma umbraticum, 1742 nucleotides. RefSeq names its product Paxneb protein-like protein (gene ELO1). Gene Ontology annotation, cellular component: elongator holoenzyme complex; transcription elongation factor complex; cytoplasm. Gene Ontology annotation, biological process: tRNA wobble uridine modification. NCBI's taxonomy places the organism in Eukaryota, Viridiplantae, Streptophyta, Magnoliopsida, Malvales, Malvaceae. The record is from RefSeq and is a predicted model, not a curated record.